Parnassius mnemosyne (clouded apollo) is the source of this 3807-nucleotide messenger RNA. Lineage: Eukaryota; Metazoa; Arthropoda; Insecta; Lepidoptera; Papilionidae. The record is from the annotation of a GenBank genome assembly.
AUGGACAGGAUUGAGUUUACAGUUAACGGCGAAAAAUAUUCUGUGGGCAGCGAGGUGGACUCUGACGUAACAAUAAACGACUACAUCCGUAAUUUUCUGAACCUACGAGGUACUAAGUACAUGUGCAAACAGGGAACCUGUGGCACCUGUAUUGUAUCUGUUGCAGCUGAAGAUAUUUAUGGUCAUCGAAAGACAUUCUCUGUGAAUUCUUGUUUGGUCUCCAUUACAUCAUGUGAGGGUUGGAAUAUUACAACUAUAGAAGGAAUUGGCGGCCAACAAGGAUAUCAUCCCGUUCAGAAAACAUUAGCAGAGUACAACGGUACUCAAUGUGGAUACUGCAGCCCUGGCUGGGUUAUGAGUAUGUACAGUUUACUCGAGAGUCAUAAAUAUGGUUUAACUCCAACACAAAUAGAAGAUUCAUUUGGUAGUAAUACAUGCAGAUGUACUGGAUAUAGACCAAUUCUUGAUGCAUUUAAAAGUUUUGCCACUAAUAACGCCGAUACAUAUCUUCCGGAUAUAGAAGAUUUGAAGAUAUGUAAAAAAGAAGCAAAAUGUAAGAAACUAGGCGAGGUCCAAUUAAACUGUGACAAAAGUUGGUGUAUUGUCAGAAAGGAAAACUUUGCAGAAAAGAUUAAAAAGAUUUUAUUGAAGGACAAUCGCGUAUGGUAUCGUGUGAAUGAAGUACAAGAUAUCUUCAAAGUGUUCGAAAUGGAAGGUACAGCUUCUUAUAUGUUGGUUAAUGGCAAUACUGGAAGGGGCGCUGUGCCCAUUUUUGCAUUCCCGAAAGUCCUAAUAGAUAUAAAGCCAGUGCAAGAGCUGAAGAACUACUACAUAGACCAGAAUCUAGUAAUUGGUGCUGGAAUGGCUCUAAACGAUCUCAUAGAUCUUUUUGAACAAGUGUCGAAAAAACACGAUGAAUUUUCUUAUUUGCAGAAACUCUCCGAACAUUUAAAUUUGGUUGCACAUAUACCCGUCAGAAAUAUAGCUUCAAUAGCUGGUAAUCUGAUGCUAAAACAUAGAGAGCAAACGUUUUCGUCAGACGUUUUUCUGCUUCUUGAGACGGUCUGCGCUAUUUUAACAAUUGCUAGUGUUAAUGGUUCUGAGCAAAUGACUCCAGAGGCUUUUCUUGGCGUAGAUAUGACGGGAAAAUUAAUCACACAAGUCAAAUUCCCACCAUUAUCAAAAAGUUAUAGGUUCAUAUCAUUUAAGGUUAUGCCUCGCGCCCAAAAUGCUCAUGCACAAGUUAAUGCAGCGUUUCUUUAUGAGUUAAACCUAAAUGAUCAAGAAACAGUAACAUCUGCUAGAAUAGUUAUAGGAGGGCUAUCUUCCAAAUUUGUACAUGCCGUUAAAACCGAGAAAUUCUUGAGAGGAAGGAAGCUAUUCACUAAUGAAACGUUACAAUUGGCCCUGCAUGUAUUAGAAGAUGAGCUUGUAGUUCAGGAGAUAAGGGGAUUUUUAUCAUCAGAAUAUAGAAAAAAGUGUGCCCUAGGUUUAUUUUAUAAGGGCUUACUAAAUCUUAUUCCUGAAAAGAAGCUAAAGCCGCGAUACAGAUCUGGUGCUAGAGACUUUAGAAAAAGUAGACCUCUAUCAAAAGGAUCACAGGAAUUUGAUACUAAUCCAAUAAUUUGGCCGUUAAAUGAGCCCAUUCCCAGGCUAGAAGCAUUGAUACAGUGCUCAGGAGAAGCUACAUAUGCAAAUGAUAUUCCAACUAUACCCAGAGAAGUAUUCUGUGCUUUUGUCCCCUCUGAAAUCACAGUUGGAGAAAUUGAAGACAUUGAUCCAUCGUUAGCAAUUAAACUACCGGGUGUAUUGGCAUUCCUUUCGGCAAAGGAUAUACCUGGUUCAAAUAAUUUUAUACCUACAAAUAUUGAAGGUGGUUUAGCUAAAGAAGAAAUAAUUUGUGAACGCAAUGUGAAGUACUAUAAUCAACCUAUAGGUAUAAUUGUAGCUGAAACUGAGAAGCUUGCUAACCGCGCUGCAUUACUCGUAAAGGCUAAGUAUAAAAACAUCAAAAAACAACCUGUAUUAACCAUUAGUGACGCAAUAACUAGGGAACCUGAACGAGUAUCAGUUUUUAUUAUUAUUCCUGCUAGAAAUAAGGGUUUAGAUGUUAAGAAAGUUAUUAAGGGACGGAGUAACAUUUUCUGGCAAUAUCAUUAUCAUAUGGAGACCCAAACUUGUGUCACCAAACCGAAUGAAGAUGGAAUAGAAGUAUUAGCGGCAACCCAAUGGCCAGAUCAAGUACACGUUGGAAUAUCUCAAGCGUUGAAAAUUGCACAAAAUAGGAUAAACUUAUCCAUAACACGAUUGGGAGGAGCAUUCGGUGCCAAGAUAUUUCGAAAUGGCAUGAUAGCCUGUGCUUGUGCCCUUGUGACACAUUUAACGAAUCGACCAUGUCGCUUUGUUAUGAGUAUGCAAGCCAAUAUGAGAAUAGUCGGUAAACGAAGCCCUUCUUUGUGGGAUUAUGAAGUUGGAGUAAAUAAUGUUGGCGAAGUUCAAUACUUGGAAUAUCAUCUAUACGAAGAUAAUGGGUAUAUUGUCAGUGACCCACUAUUAGUAUUUGCAAUAUCUGCUGUGAAGAAUUGCUAUGAUAACAAAAGGUGGCAGUAUAAAUUAUUUAAUGUAACUACGGAUACAGCUUCCAAUACAUAUGCUAGAUCACCUGGGGCACUUGAAGCAAUAGCCAUGACUGAACAUAUUAUGGAACGCAUAUCAUAUGUGCUUGACAGAGAUCCGUUGCAAGUUCGUCUAAGUAACUUAAAUCCGUUAUAUACAGAUAUAGCAGAAAUAGUUUCGACUUUGAUUGAAGAUAGUGAAUAUAAAAAACGGAGGGAGGAAGUACAAACAUUUAACAAAUUAAACCGUUGGAAGAAACGAGGGCUUAGAUUAGCACUCAUGAGCUGGCCUGCUUCAACUGUAAUGGAUUUUCAUAUCUUAAUGACUGUUUAUCACGGUGAUGGUUCUGUGGAAGUAAGGCACGGAGGAAUAGAAAUUGGCCAGGGAAUUAACACAAAAGUUGCUCAAACUGUAGCAUACGUGCUACAAAUUCCCUUAAACAAAGUGAAGAUCAAACCUACUACUGUUUCAACAAACCCAAACACCAUUAUCACCGGAGGUAGUCGUACAACACAUGCUGUUUGUUUUGGUGCUAUCAAAUGUUGCCAAAUUAUUUUAGAUCGUUUGUCUAUAGUUAGAGAAAUAUUAAAUGAGCCUACUUGGGAGUUAUUAAUAGAAACCGCAUAUAUGCGAGGUAUAAAUCUUCAAGCCAGUUACAGAGUAACACCUAAUGACGAAGAACCUUAUAGAUCGGCAGGAGCGGUAGUCACGGAAGUUGAACUUGACAUUUUGACAGGAGAACAUGAAAUUUUAAGAGUUGAUAUUAUGCAAGAUGUUGGUUUGAGUAUAAAUCCAAAAUUGGAUAUCGGGCAGAUAGAGGGGGCUUUUAUUAUGGGAACUGGUUAUUGGACAUGUGAACACUUGAUCUACGACAAUAAUACUGGGGAAUUGCUCACCGAUCGGGCUUGGAACUAUCAUGUGCCUCUAGCUAAGGAUAUACCUAUUGACUUUAGAAUUAAGCUGCGAAAAAAUUCAUUCAGUCCAAUUGGUACUUUGGGAGCUAAGUCGGUGACGGAACCACCUACGUGCUUAGCAGUCAGCGUAGCUUUUGCCUUAAGGGAAGCUAUAGUCGCAUCGCGUGAAGAUUCUGGAUAUUCGAGGACGGAGUGGUUUGAAGUCGAUGGACCGUUUACAUUGGAGACGAACGUUAUUAAAGCUGAAACAAAUCUGAAGGAGUUUUUAUUUGAGUGA